CCGCGAGCCCGCAGCCCGGAUGGCGAGCUCUGCCGCCCGGCUCUGCUCGCCGUGCCAUUCGCGCGCAGCCGGGCAGCGGGCUUCAUGAGCCGGGCGCCGGGGCCCGGCAGGGGCCUCCGGCUCCCGACGCCGGCCGAGAGGGCAUGAGCGAGGUCAGACGGUCUGAAGAUUUAAAAAGCAUCCGGAGUCUCCGUAUUGAAUGAAAGACCCAGUGCGAAGGCAUCACCAUGAACACGAGCAUUCCUUAUCAGCAGAACCCUUACGCUCCCCGGGGCGGCUCCAGUGUCAUCCAGUGCUACCGAUGCGGAGACACCUGCAAAGGGGAGGUGGUUCGUGUGCACAACAACCACUUCCACAUCCGAUGCUUCACCUGUCAAGUGUGUGGCUGUGGCCUGGCCCAGUCGGGCUUCUUCUUCAAGAACCAGGAGUACAUCUGCACACGGGACUACCAGCAGCUCUACGGCACCCGCUGUGACAGCUGCCGGGACUUCAUCACCGGCGAGGUUAUCUCCGCGCUGGGCCGCACCUACCACCCCAAGUGCUUCGUGUGCAGCUUGUGCAGGAAGCCUUUCCCCAUUGGAGACAAGGUGACCUUCAGCGGAAAGGAAUGCCUGUGCCAGACGUGUUCCCAGUCCAUGACCAGCAGUAAGCCCAUCAAGAUCCGAGGACCAAGCCACUGCGCCGGGUGCAAGGAGGAGAUCAAACACGGCCAGUCGCUCCUGGCGCUGGACAAGCAGUGGCACGUCAGCUGCUUCAAAUGCCAGACCUGCAGCGCGGUCCUCACCGGGGAGUACAUCAGCAAGGAUGGCGUUCCAUACUGUGAGUCUGACUACCACUCCCAGUUUGGUAUUAAAUGCGAGACUUGCGACCGAUACAUCAGCGGCAGGGUCCUGGAGGCUGGAGGGAAGCAUUAUCACCCAACCUGCGCCAGAUGUGUCCGCUGCCACCAGAUGUUCACCGAAGGGGAGGAGAUGUACCUCACGGGUUCUGAGGUCUGGCACCCCAUCUGCAAGCAGGCAGCGCGGGCAGAGAAGAAGUUAAAGCACAGGCGCACGUCUGAGACGUCCAUCUCACCCCCGGGAUCCAGCAUCGGGUCACCCAACCGAGUCAUCUGCGCUAAAGUGGAUAAUGAGAUCCUUAAUUACAAGGACCUGGCAGCUCUCCCCAAGGUUAAGUCCAUCUAUGAGGUGCAACGCCCCGACCUCAUUUCCUACGAGCCUCAUUCCAGAUACACGUCCGACGAGAUGCUGGAGCGAUGUGGCUACGGCGAGUCGCUGGGAACGCUGUCUCCCUACUCUCAGGACAUCUAUGAGAACCUGGACCUCCGGCAGAGACGGGCCUCCAGCCCGGGAUACAUCGACUCGCCCUCCUACAGCCGGCAGGGCCUGUCCCCCACCUUCGCCCGCUCGCCUCACCACUACUACCGCUCCGGGCCCGAGAGUGGCCGGAGCUCUCCAUACCAUAGCCAGUUAGAUGUGAGGUCCUCCACUCCGACCUCUUACCAGGCUCCCAAGCACUUUCACAUCCCAGCUGGAGAAAGUAACAUCUACCGGAAACCGCCCAUCUACAGGCGAUCUGGCGAUCUGUCGACGGCAACCAAGAGCAAAACGAGUGAAGACAUCAGCCAAGCCUCCAAGUACAGCCCAGGCUACUCGCCAGACCCCUACUACGCUGCGGAGUCUGAGUACUGGACCUACCAUGGCUCCCCGAAAGUGCCCCGAGCCAGAAGGUUCUCAUCUGGAGGAGAGGAGGAUGAGUUUGACCGCAGCAUGCAGAAGCUCCAGAGCGGAAUUGGCCGCCUGAUUCUGAAGGAAGAGAUGAGGGCCCGGUCCAGCUCCUACGCAGACCCCUGGGCCCCGCCGCGGAGCUCCACCAGCAGCCGGGAGGCCCUGCACACCGCUGGCUGUGAGCUGUCCCUCAAUGGCUCCCCUCGGUCCCACUACCUGGCUGACAGCGAUCCCCUCAUCUCCAAAUCCGCCUCCCUGCCUGCCUACAGAAGAAACGGGCUGCACAGGACGCCCAGCGCGGACCUGUUCCACUACGACAGCAUGAAUGCCGUCAACUGGGGCAUGCGAGAGUACAAGAUCUACCCGUAUGAGCUGCUGCUGGUCACCACAAGAGGAAGAAACCGGCUGCCCAAGGACGUGGACCGGACGCGUUUAGAGCGCCACCUGUCCCAGGAGGAGUUCUACCAGGUCUUCGGCAUGACCAUCUCCGAGUUUGACCGGCUGGCCCUCUGGAAGAGGAACGAGCUGAAGAAGCAAGCCCGGCUGUUCUAGGCAGAGGCUCUAUAAAUAUAUAUGCAUUUAUAUACAGAUAUAUGUAAAAUCUCUAUCCCGAAGCGCGGUAUAACCCUCUCUUGUGUAAUGGGACACGCUGCCUGCCAUGAGACUCGUUUUUCUGUACCAUCAGGCAAGCCCACAUCAGCGAGCUAUUUUUAUGCUCCUUACUUUCUCUUUUCUAAGUGCACUGGGGUUUGGGAAGGGAUUUGAGGGCACUCCCGUCCUUUUACUGGGGAGCUUUUUUAUACCAAAACACCUGUCCUGACUUGGGUUCCCCGAGGUCCACCUCUCCCUCCUAAGGGAGGUGCCCAAGGGAUCUCUCUUCCCUCCGCCGCUUGGCUCCGCUCCCCAGGCUCUAGAGGCCAGGCUGGCCAGGCAGUUCUCCCACCUUAUUGGCCCCGGGGGGCCCCCUCCUGGGAGGAGCCACAGCAUCCGUCCCGAGUCUCUGAGCACCUCUGGGAGCCGGGAAGAGGCUUCUGAUCACCCCCACGAGGGCUCACGUGCUCCCUGGGGGUGAUGCAGCCCAAAGGGCGGGCCCCACAUCGACUCAUUGCAGAAGCAGACAGCAGCCAGGACCUUGGCCUCCACUCCCCUUCCCAGUCCCCCGUCCCUUGAGCCUCCCCUCUCUCUGGUCCUAACCUACGACCCCCCCGAGGAGGAGAGAAAGCACUUCCCUUCCCUGCACCGUUACUGCCAGCGGCCCCUGCCCGGCGCCCAGUGGAGAACCGGAGGGAAGGGGUGGGAGGCGGAGCAGAGCGCCCGCUGGAACGGUGAUCACUUCUCGGGGCCCCGCUCACUGCUCCCCGAACCUCCUGGCUCUCCCGCCCUGGAGGAGAGGCCCGUUACGGCCGCCUGAAGUCCUCAGCCUUACGACAAUCUACGUGCCUGACACCUCACCGCAGGGCUCAGGCUCCCCCCCAGCUCCAGCCGAAGGCCUGGACAGACAGACGAACGCACAGCGCCCGGGUCACCGAGGCCGUGUCCUAAGAAAGGGUCUGGCUCCGUCUGCUGGUGCCUCGGCUCCCGCUGCGGCGCUGGCCACGGGUCAACGGGGGACUCCGAAGUGGAGCGCCGGCCAGACACUCGUGGGCCUGCAGCUCCCUCGGCGGCUGCCUUCCCUGCCUCCCUGCCUUCUGGGACGGGGGUGGACGGUGAACCUUCUCCCCUCCCCUCCCCAAACCUGCAGCGGCGCGUUGGCGACGUCUGGCGGGGUCUCUCCCUUCCUGGAGAUGCCCUGAGUCCGACCAUUGAGGUCAAGGAGGAAGAAGCAGAAAUGACAAUUUCGACUCUCAGGGGGCUGCCGACGUGAUGUGGCAAAUCCAGAACCGACGUCCACUCAACGAACCCUCACUGAGCACCUUCUGUGCUGAGCACCUACUGCAUACUGCGCACCGAACGGGGGAGGGAGACGGGUAUACCGGGACGACCACCGUGGGGCCCCGUCCGGGGCACACGCCCCUACCAACGGGCAUCGUGACACACGUGGUCACACAGGAUGGAUGUGCGGCAGGAAGUGACAGACAGCGUGGGCAAGUGGCAUUACUGAGGAGAGCGCUCUGGCUGAGACGGCCUUGGCGCAACGUCCAGAAAGGUCUCUGUCGACGGGGAGGAGGCUGACUUGAAAGGGGGUGGGAUGGGGGCCAGAAGGGAGGGUUAACAGGCUCUCAUUUAAACUGUCAACCCUCUUGGCAACGUCUCUUUUUGGCCUAUGUCUUUCGACUGUCCUGACCCCUUUCGAAAUGUCCCCAGCCAGACGCAAGCAUUGAAACUGCCUCAUUAUCACUGGUUGAGAACUUGGCAAAGACUGAAAGGCUUUUGUUACUGUUGCUGGAUAUGUUCUUUCUCAUAAAAGCACAUCAUUUCACCCCGAA
Molecule: messenger RNA, 4153 nt
Organism: Phacochoerus africanus (Common warthog)
Lineage: Eukaryota; Metazoa; Chordata; Mammalia; Artiodactyla; Suidae
Gene: ABLIM3
Product: actin binding LIM protein family member 3
Exons: 24
Coding region: 228-2279 (683 amino acids)
Biological process (GO): cilium assembly; cytoskeleton organization; lamellipodium assembly
Cellular component (GO): actin cytoskeleton; stress fiber
Molecular function (GO): actin filament binding
Source: RefSeq, a predicted model, not a curated record